GCAUCCAUUUUUUCUGCUUGGAAGUGUUUUGUCUCUCGAAAGAAAGAACGAAUUCAGAUCUCCAAAGAUAUCCUCAAAAGGAAAAAGAAAGAAAUCGAGUAUUUUCACGAGUGUCAAGAAAAGAAAAACUGAAUUCGAAAUGAACUCGGGGAGUGGCCGUGGAGCAGAUGGGAAGCUGCCAUCGACGUCCAAGCGUCAAUCCCAAGAUGGCGAAGGACAACCUCCCAAGAGACGCCGGCCGGAGGACGGAGCUGCGUCGGAGACGGACGAGUACGGGUGGACCGCGUUGCAUCGUGCAGCAAUGGACGGAGACACGGAGAGGAUCAGGGAGCUGCUGGACGGAGGAUGGAACACGAGGGCGAGGGAUCGAUGGGGACAGACGCCCCUCCUCGUGGCCCUGUUGUGUCGGAAGGAGGCCGCGGCGGAGCUGCUGGCGGAGGCUGACUGCGUCACGGAUGCGGAUAACAGCAUGCACACCCAUCUGUAUCUCGCUGCCAGCUUUGGGUAUGUGAAUAUCGUCCGUAUGCUGCUCGCGGGGGGAGCAGACGCAAGUGCGAAAGACGGAGCUGAAUGUACGCCCCUCCAUGCUGCCUUGUCCCGGGGGAAGGAGGCCGUGGCGGAGGUGCUUCUGGAGGCCGCACCCGAAUGCGACGUGCCGAACAUUAUUGGCUGCACCCCCCUGCACUUCGCUGCGAGAGAAGGUCUCCCGCGGAUAGUUCAAUCUUUGCUGUCGAGGGGUGCGCGUUUGAAGGCUAAAGACGUAGAUGGAUACUGUCCCCUGCGCCAUGCCCUGAUGCGUGGACACGACGCUGCGGCGAGAGUGCUCCUGGCGACGUACGCCUGGAGUGACAUCGCGGUGCAUUGGGAGGAGAUGAGGCUCCCACAGCAAGAGGAGGAGCGCGGCGUCCGGCUGCUCUCCGAGUGCGAGGCCGAGAUGAGGGUGGCCCUGACGGAGGGGUCCCGCCUCUCCCUCCGCGACCUCGCCCGCCGACCCCCCUCCCGCCUGGCCCGGCGCCUCUCCGACGAGGCGAUCCGGCGGCUCUCGGACCGGGACCUCCUGGCGCGGGACUUCCCGCUCUUCGGCGACCUCCUCCUCGUCCGGCUGGGGGAGGUCCGGGAGCGGAGGGCCCUGGAGGACCGCUUCCUGCGCUGCUUCCCCCUCCUCUGCCGGCCCCUGCCCCCCACCUGCACCGACGUCCUCCUCGCGUGCCUGGCGGACGACGACCUGAGGCACUUCGCCCGGGCCGCGGAGCUCUAGUCCCCGGCGAAAAAGAAAAUAAAGAUCAGGACUUGAACUGUAUGAAUCUUUUGUUUUUGAAUGUGCCCGAGAUAGUUCACUGAACUUUAUCUGCUGUUUUCGUAAACAAACCCGUUUGUCUUGUCAAGAUGAUUAUUC
This is a messenger RNA of Uloborus diversus, 1396 nucleotides long. Its product is annotated as 26S proteasome non-ATPase regulatory subunit 10-like. Gene Ontology annotation, cellular component: nucleus; cytoplasm. The transcript is spliced from 4 exons. The record is from RefSeq and is a predicted model, not a curated record. Gene Ontology annotation, molecular function: protein binding. Lineage: Eukaryota; Metazoa; Arthropoda; Arachnida; Araneae; Uloboridae. Bases 140 to 1258 code for a protein of 372 amino acids.